Molecule: messenger RNA, 1182 nt
Organism: Cercospora beticola
Lineage: Eukaryota; Fungi; Ascomycota; Dothideomycetes; Mycosphaerellales; Mycosphaerellaceae
Source: RefSeq, a predicted model, not a curated record
AUGGGCUACAGCGGACACACUUCCGGCGAAAAUGUUGUGAUUGUGGUCACGUUGUUCACGGUCAUUGCGGUUUUAUGCUGUAUCCUUCGGCUCUGGACACGCCUACGCAUUUCAAGGCAAGCUGGUAUUGACGAUGCCCUCGCCGCAGUGGCUGCUUGCCUAAACAUCUUGGUCAACGCGUGCAUGUGCAUGCAAGUAAGAUACGGCAUGGGAAGACACAUGGACUCUCUGACACCAAACGAGCUUGUGCAUUCUUUGAUCUGGUUUUACGUCUCGAUACCGGCAUAUAUGGGGUCGCUCGGCAUCAUCAAGUUAUCGAUCGUGUACCAGUGCUUGCGCGUCUUUGGUCACAUAGAUUGGUUCCGAAAAGCGAGUAUCUUCAUGAUUGUACUCCUGGCGAUCUUCACGACUUGUAGUAUCUUUAUCAGCCUGUUUCUGUGUCGGCCAGUCAAUCAUUUCUGGUAUCCAAAACGACCUGGCAAGUGUCUGAACAAGCUAGCAAUCUGGUUCUUCAUCGCGAUCUUCAGCAUCAUCACCGACAUCGUGACGGCCAUCCUUCCCGUGACCGUGGUCAGAAGCCUACAACUCCCGCGAAGGCAGCGAAUCUUGCUCAGCUGUGUCUUUGCCCUGGGAGGCAUCGUCUGUGUCAUCUCCCUCAUUCGCUUCCACGCACUAUAUGCAAUCGCCAAAUCCACCGACCCCAGCUACGACAACCCUCUCGCAGCACUUUGGGCAACAAUGGAAAUCAACAUCGGCCUCAUUGCUUGCUCUUUGCCCGUACUCAAAGGCCUCGUUGGUCGCUGUUUUCCCAAAAUGUUCGCGACAUUCGGCAGCGGUAUCGGAUCUGGUGGCGGCGCGGACGGCUCCUACGAGCUUCGAGGUCGGUCUUUGCAGACAAUUGGAAGUGCCCGCGCGUUUCGGAGUAAAUCACAAGGAGGCGCUUCGUUGCUUGGGAAGAAGUAUGGUGUUAUGGUGACGGCGAUUGAAGCUGAAGGAGAAGAAAUGGAGUCGCAUCGGGAUGAGAAGCGGUUGAUGCCGCCUACCAAUGGCAUCCAGGUCACGACUACUAUGGAGCAGAAGGAGGAGGCGAAGCGGAAGAGUACGAUAUCUAGGGCGCCGACGAGGCCUAGUGAUAGUGGGGAGGAGUUAGUGCCUUGCCCCAUGCCGGCGCAUGCGGUUUAG